Molecule: messenger RNA, 3210 nt
Organism: Ruditapes philippinarum (Manila clam)
Lineage: Eukaryota; Metazoa; Mollusca; Bivalvia; Venerida; Veneridae
Exons: 4
Coding region: 266-1033 (255 amino acids)
Source: RefSeq, a predicted model, not a curated record
GCGACCCGACCAGUCUAAUGUUGUUCGAAAAACCGGAAGUUUACCUGAAUUAGUAUUUCGAUAAAGUUUUCAAUUUCCUCAAAAUAUGUAGGGAUUUUAUGCUAGUUCUGUUUCAAUUACAGGAUUUUUACAUGUAAACAAAAAGUUACAUGGGGCUAGAGUUCAUUUACACCAACUUUUAAGAAAUACUUCUAUGACUCACCUGUAAUCAAGGUGUUCAUUAAAAAAAUUCUUGUUCUGGCGUUGAAUAGGCUAAUUUGUAAGAAUGAACGGCUACAGUCUAGUUCAGUUGAUUAAAACGGUUCUUCUUGGAGCGACGGCAGUGAUUUCUGGGGGUUCACUUACUUUACCAUUUUGGUACGAGUUUGAAAUACAGAUAUCAUGGGAUGGCGGUCGUACAAUGCAGACAAAGAAGAUGGAUGUUGGAUUAUUUUACACAGACCAGGGCGACAACAUCAACUUGAUAGAUAAUAUCAUGAUAGAUAAAGCGAGUAAUCUCAAGACAUUCCCACCCAUGUUUCGCAUUGCCCAGAUAUUCUUUGGUCUUGGUGAUACGGCAGUGUUUGUGUUGUUCAUUGCAUCACUAAUAUAUUUCUGUCGGAAGUACAAGUCGGCAACAGGAGAAAUAUGUCUAGCUGCAGGCCUUUUACCAGCAUCUUUGAGUCUGGUACUUGGUGUAGUGUUUGCUGUCUUGGCUGGAAUUGUGGAAGAUAAAAGUGCCUGGAAUGCGUUUCCAGUUCCUGACAACUUCAUGCAAGUUAAAGCCGACCCGAAAAUCAGUCUUGGUAUUGGCCUCUAUAUUGCUGCUUUUUCUGCCGUUCUCAGUUUGGUUUCACUUGCCAUUGCAUGGCUUCAGGCUUGCAUAAUGUGUAAGCACGUGGAAGAGGUCCGAUACCAGAUGUUGAAUGCACCGCUCACUGAGGACGAACGUGGUGUUGGUCCAGCACAAGUGUACAAGUUUGGUGGGCAAGGUAGAGGUUUCCGAUACGAUGGCUACAGCAAACCCGAGAAAGGCAUGGAAGUGGAUUUCUAAGACACAGACUGUUCAUUUUUCUUGUUUUUUAAAAAGAUUUUAAACUAUUGUCACAUAUACACAUUAUGAGUUGUGAAUGUGAAUUUACCUUGAUAUGCUAUAAAAUACAUAUCACAUUAAUAUGUACAUUACUAAUCACUAUAGAAAAUUAGAAGUUUUUAUAUUGGAGGCUAUAUACUGUACUUACCAAGAAUUUGGAAGCUAUAUACUGUACAUACCAAGAAUUUCUGUAUAACUGUAUAAAUGUCUUUCUAUUAAAAACAUUAAGCAAGAUAUUGAAUACUUAGAGUGGGUUUUAUAAGGGAAAAGGUGCAUAUAUCUGGGAAGUAAUAAACUUGAUGUAAAGAAACAUUCAAUCAUUAAUGUUAAAAUUGUUGAAGGUCAGGCAAUUAAAAGGGAAUACCUCUUAAUUUUACUAGUUUUAUUAUUAUAUAGAUAUGAUUUUUUUAUUUCACAAUUUUCUUUACUAAGUUGAUGCAUCAAAUGCUGAUUUUUUUCAUACAUUUUCUAGAAUUUUUUUAACAAGUCAUGUACUGUAGAAUGCUUUAAAUUUAUGUUACAAAUUGUUUUUUGGUUUUUUUUUUAGUCCAAAAAGUGAAUCUUUCUUUUUUCGCUUAUUCAUACACUUAAAUUACGCCAUCAUAGUACAUGUAUUUUAAAUCAAAAGUGUUUCUGAAUAAAAAAAGAAACUAGUAAUAUGGGGCUAACAUAUUUAUUCAUGAGAACUGAACAUACAAAGAAAUAUAUUUGCAAAUAUUAGCAAAAUUUAAUCUAGCAUGAAUAAAACAAGUUCUACAGUAAUAUCAGUUAAUAUGAAUAAAUAAAAUACAUUAAUUUAUGUUAAGGUUAUCUUACUUUAACCCUUAAAGUGCUGAAACCGAAAGCAUUAAGCCUUUGCCACCAGUAUAGAGCCAGGCCAGCCUGCACAUGCAUGCAGUCUGACCAGGCUCUAUACUGUUGGCUGACAAACGUUAAAUAUUCAAAUUGAAAGCCCUAAAAUUGAUAUUAAAAUGGACAGUCCCAAAAAUGGAAAUGGGAUAAGUCCAUUCAAAAUAUUCAGCUUGUUAAGGGUUAAGAUUAUCAAAUUGUACAUGCACAUGUACAUAGAAAGUGCUUAGUUUUAAAAAAAAACAAACUUAUAUACAGUGAACUUUUAAUGUACAUAGAAAUUGUAUUUUUUAUAUUACUAGUGUAAAGUCAUAUUUUCAUCAUCACAUAUACCUUUCGUACAUUACAUCCUAUACCCCAUUAAUUAAACAUAAUAUAAACACACACACUGACAGGUAUCAUUUUAUAAUUGAGCAAAGGUCUCUAAGACAACGAGAGAGUAAAGAUGUAUUUAUAAAGAAAUAUAAAGAAACAAGUAGAUAUACUAGUUACAAAUGUCUGUUUCAUGAAAUUUUUAUUUGACAUCCAAGUCAUAGUAAUUGAUGAGUGCUUUGGGUAUGUUCGUUUUCCAGUAGCAUUAGGUUGCUUGUUACGAAUAUUUGCUGCGUAGUGGGUGCUUGCUCUUGUGUUUUAAUAAGUUACAUUCAGAAUGAUUUUGAUAUUCUUAUUACAGCAGAGGCAUCCUAUAAUUGUUUAUGUUAAUAAAUGACACAACAUAUUGGUUAGUCUGUUUGCUACUGGAAUAGUAUUUGCCGCUAAGUCAAUAUUAUAGAAAAUUAUAAUACUGGAAUAAUAUUUGUAGAUAAAUCUGUAUUAUAAGAAAUUGUGAUACAGCUUAUUAUUAUAAUUUGAUCAGUUAUUUUGGCACUGUUUACUAAAUAUGAUUAGGCAUAUAACAUUCUACAAAGAAAUGCUUUUUUAAAACAGCGCUUCUACGCAAAUCCAUUCCAAGGAUUUAAAUAUUCUGAUUUAUUUUUAUGCCCAUGAAUUAUUUCAAUAAGUAAUCCUUAAUUAAAUUGUUAUUUUUCAAUAUUUAUUGACAACUUAAGACAACAUACUUUCUGUUAAAUACUGUACUUAUAUAGGAUUUAAAAAAAUGCUUAUUAUCCAGAAACUUAAGAUAAAAAACAUUAAUUCUUAAUUAGAAACCUUUUCAAACCUUGAAAUAUACUGUACAUGCAGUUUUUAUUACCAUAUUUAUCAUAUCAUUGUACAAUAAUCAUUUUUAUAAGGCACGGUAAUUAAUAUUGUGUAUCCUGAAUCAGUAAUAAAACUUGUAACAAAGUGAA